CGUGCCCUUUCUUUCUUUUCAUUUUUUUAAUUUACUUUUUAAAUUUUGGGUUAAAUAUGUACAGUAUAAAAGAUAACGAUUUUCAAGAAAAGACGCUUCAAUAGACGCCAAUUAAUCUACGAUAUUCAAUCACCUAUAAAUUCGUUUCAAAGAAAAAACAAAUAGCCGCAAACUUGUUCGACCUUUAAUCACAACCGCCAUUUUCUUCAACGAGAAGGAUUCUUUUCUUUCUCUUCUUGAUAUUAUCUUUCAGGUUUCCCGUAGUUAAUAAAAUUUUGUAUUGGAACAUAAAGCUGUAUCACCAAGACUGUUUAGAUUAGCUCUGAAACAUUUUCUUAAUUAUGCAAUCACGAUGAUUGUGCAUGAGCAAGAUCCCGAUGUUGUUCGCUGGGGUCUCCAUACCCUAAUAGAUGUUUGUGCACCGCAUUCUGGCCCAUGUAAUAGUGUUACCCAUUAUGGUACAAGUGAAUGUCAAGUUGGGUAUGUUAUAGAAGGUUAUAAUGAAGAUGCAAAUAAUGUGGAGAAUGAUGCGGUUAUUGCACGUGCCCUUCAAGAGGAGCUUUCACGUAUUGAUGCUGCAGAAGCAUCUGGGUUUCAUAAUACCGGGCAAGAAUCAAUUCUUGCACAGAACUGGGUUGCCUCUCCUGGAAGAAGUAAUAGUUCUGGUAAGGACAGAAAUGAGGGUCACAGCAAAUACAAUAUAGAUGCUGAUGAAUGCAGCAAAAAGGAGUCAGAUUCUUCUAGCAAUAGUAGAAGUGAAGAUAAUGAUGCAGCACAGGUUUCUUUUUCAUCUCCUAAUACUGGAGAAGAAUCUUUUCGUAGCACUGGAGAAGAAUUCUUUAGAGUGCAAGACCUGUCACAUCUCCUGGAAAUAGCAGAUGAGUCUACUCUUGAUGGUGAAGUGGGCAAGAGGCUAAAUCAGAUGGUUCCUGUUCCUCAUGUUCCAAAAAUUAAUGGAGAAAUACCAUCUGAAGAUGAAGUCGUAUCAGAUCAUCAAAGGCUGUUAGACAGGUUGAAGCUGUAUGAUUUAGUUGAGAGUAAAGUCCAAGGAGAUGGAAACUGUCAGUUCCGUGCCUUAUCAGAUCAACUCUAUCGUUCUGCUGAGCACCACAAAAUCAUAAGAGAACGAGUUAUUUCUCAGGUUUUUGAUGGUCUGAAGACUUGCCCAGAAAAGUAUGAGGGUUAUGUUCCUAUGGCUUAUGGUGACUAUUUGAAGAAAAUGAGCAAGACGGGUGAAUGGGGUGAUCAUGUCACAUUGCAAGCUGCUGCAGAUUCGUAUGGUGUCAAGAUAUUUGUGCUAACUUCAUUUCGGGAUACAUGUUACAUUGAGAUCCUUCCGCAAACUUUGAAGUCUGAACGGGUUAUUUUCUUAAGCUUUUGGGCAGAGGUGCACUACAAUUCAAUUUAUCCAGAAGGAGAGCUACCUCUGCCUGAGACUAAGAAAAAGAAAAGAUGGUGGAUGCUUGGAAGCUAAGAAUUUUCAACAGCAAGACUCAUACGAGGUAGAAAGCUUUCACGUAGUGCCAGAUGUAAUUAUAAUGCUUACUGUGAGAAAGAAUAGGGUAGAGAUGUCUUGUACAUACCAUUUUUCCAUAGAUUUUCUAAUUAAUUCUUUAUUCUUUUCUGGCUUUUUAUUUUUGCUUUUGCUUUUGCAUUUUCUUAUUGUAUAUAGGCCCUUGCCUUAGGCAGAUAUUUGCUAAGCUGAUGGUAACACCAGCAUUGUUUGGCUGGUGUACAAAUCAGAAUCACCAGCAUUCUUUAGCUGGGAUACAAAUCAGGACAAAUUAUGUACCACUGUUGAUACUAGGAAUUGUCAUUUUAAUAAAACUACAAUUUAGGUUUUCUGUU
Ricinus communis (castor bean) is the source of this 1848-nucleotide messenger RNA. RefSeq names its product OVARIAN TUMOR DOMAIN-containing deubiquitinating enzyme 9. The transcript has 11 exons. Gene Ontology annotation, biological process: protein deubiquitination. The record is from RefSeq and is a predicted model, not a curated record. The coding region runs from base 353 to 1474 and encodes 373 amino acids. NCBI's taxonomy places the organism in Eukaryota, Viridiplantae, Streptophyta, Magnoliopsida, Malpighiales, Euphorbiaceae. Gene Ontology annotation, molecular function: cysteine-type deubiquitinase activity.